UGAAUAAUAAGGAAAGUUUUUAAUAUUUGUCUUCGUUCUAAAUCAGGCUAAACUAAAUCGAUAAUUAUUAUCCCCUAGCUAUAUAUGGGCUUAACGAAAUCGACAAUAGUUUUGGGCUUGUCUACAUAAGCGAUUGAUUAAAAUAAAUGAAAAAUAAAAUUCAAAAAAAUCAACCAAUAGAAUUAUAACAAUUUUUCUGAGAGGCUCUAUAUUAAUGCCAUGUCAGCAGAAAUCACUAAAGUGACUUCUCUUUUAAUGUAUAGGAGGAUUUCUAUAAAGAAAAUAGUGUAUCUAUAUUUUGAGCUAAUCCUUUGUAAUCUUACUUUUAACCUUAAAUCUAACAAGAGUAACUACUCAUGACAUAGCAAAAGAUCAAACAUUACAUAAGUUCAAAUAUAUAACAUUUUCAUUAAAAAUCUUUUGGAAAUACUUCUCGGAAUACUUAAAUUUUCUGCUUAAAAUUUAAGCGGAAAACUCAAACUUUAAGUGAAAAUUGAAAAUUUAAACUUCGUGAAAGUUAAAAGGUAUACCUUAUGAUGUAAGAACACACAUUAAAUCACAUGACUUGAUAUUUUUGAAGUUAUUUAACACUUUUUAAAGUUAAAAAACAUAUCUUGAAGUUAAUUAAAACUCUUGAAAAUAUUUUUUUUAUAAAAACUAACGGAUCUCAUAAGACUUCUUAAUAAGUCUUCUUAGAUUAGCUAGAAACAUUAAUAAACAUGAAUGCUGGUAACCUCAUAACUAUCAUCAAUUAAGUUAUGAAUUUCAUUCAGGAGCCACAAUAUUAACUAAUAUACAUGAAUUAACAAAAAUUAUUAAAAAAAUAUUUCAAUUUUAGAGAAAGUGAAAAUUUUUAAAAAUUGACUUAGGUCUGUUUUGUUUUUGUUAAGAAGAAAAAGUUGGAAGACUUCUAUUCUCUAGAAAACACACAUAAAGUCAAUUGCAAAACUAACUUAUGCAUUGACCAGAAGACUUUCAUAGAAGCCUUCUCCGCUGAGAAGACUACAUAAGUCUUCUACGCGAACAGAUCUGAAAAAAUUCAAAGAUCAUUCUUAGAUCCGGUGAAGUUUAUGUUUACCUUAUCCAAUCACACAUAAUUUCUUAAUGAAAGUUACCCACUCAUUCUUGACCAACACUACAAGAAAAGAGAUAGAUAGCAUCACUUAUAAGGUGAUAACACCAAGUCAUGUUUCUUGUAGUGCAAGAAUCAUGAACGUGAAGAAUUCUAAUAAGCUUAUAAAUUUUGAAACAAGUUGAGAUAGUUGGAUGAACUAAGAAAGUAAGUGAAAGGGAAACGGUUUGUGUGUGUAAGAAAAAAAGAAUAUGAAGAUGUUGGUGUUGGUGUUGAUUUUAGUUGCAUUUAGAGCUUGAAAUUCGUUGUUUAUGGUUGUUGGUAUAUUGAUGACAACGACAAUGUUGUAAAUAGAAGAGGAAGAUGAGUAUGUUUGAGUAAAAAACGUUUUGAAAGAAAAAUAAGGGAAUGACAUUUUCGUGAAUAAUUCGAACUUAUGCAAUGAAUAGAGCAUAUUAAAGUUAUAUAAAAUUAUGAGUUAGUUUUGUAUUUUACUUUUUGUUUCGUGACAUUUUUGUAAAAUGUCCUUUAAUUUAACCUGUAAAAAGUAACCACUAAGCUAUUUACUCCAGCAAAAUACUAUACGUUUCCACAUAUUUAGUCAAAGAAUCUAAAUUAAUAUAUAUUUAGAACAUUUUCUCUUUAAUAUAGAUAUUUAGGGAUCAGGGAUGUAUAUAUAUAUAUAUUCUGAAAUCAUCCGAUCAUUUAACUACUUUCUUUUUUCAAAGGUUGUAAGAAAUAGCACUUUUGUGAUAAUUUUUUGAUAUACCAUGUUUUUUUUAUUUUUAAAUAUAUUAUUUUAUGCAUGCUCAUAGGUUUAUUUAUAAAAACUAAAACUUCAUUACAUUUAUAAAUGAAAAUUGUAUUAAAAAAAUUAUAUUAGGAAUAUUAUAAAAAUAGUUAUUAAAUUUUAGUUAUGAAGACGGGAAAAGUCUGUAAAUGUUCAUCAACUAAUGUAUAUAUAUUAAAAAGGUUUAUAAAUAUUCAUAAACCAGUUUCUAAAAAGGAUAAUUUAAAAUGAUUAAACACUAUUUUCUCAAUAGUUUCUGAAAACAGUAUCUUCAAAGUAUAGUAUUUCUCUGGGAAAAAUCGAAGUUUAUAAUUCUAAAACAUUUCUAGACUAGCAAAACGGAAGUAUAUACAUUUUUAGGAAAAUAUUUUCAUUUAAUUUAGAAAAUGGAUACAUUGUUCCUUACUGAGGCCUUACAAAGAACAAAAAAAAAACAAGAAAGAAAUAGAACUGUAGAAUUGCUCGAGAGACUAGUAUGGGAAGUAUAUGUAGAUAGUAGACAAUAGACAUAGUCUAGUCACAUGCUGUUACGGAACCCAGGUUUGGCCGUGUGGAGAGUCGUGCUUAGAGGCUUUUGAAAAAGGCAUUCGCCUAGGGCCCCCAAAUUUUGUAGAAAUUUUAGGAUCCCAAAUUACAAAAAAAAAAUACUUUUACAUGGUAAUUAACAUAUUCUAUUAGUUAGAUUUUUAUUUAUUUGAAUUUAAAUUGGACUUCUCUUUAAAGUAACUAGGUUUGUAAUCAUUUUUGCUAUAUUUUAAAUAAAACUAUAAAGAUUCUACUUCUAAAAAACUGUAAAUAUUUGAUCAUAUUAGUCUUUUCUUUUAUAUGCUAUGAGUUAGAUUUAUUUUAUAUAUUUAUGAUAAUUUGAUAAAGAAAAUAUAAUAUUUUCAAUAUAUAGUUCAUUAUAGUUAAUUUAAAUGCUAAGAUUUACAUUUUUGACAGCUACCAACAUUUCAAUCAAAAAUUUAUAUCUUUGUAUUUAUAUUAUAAAUUUAUACUUUUUGUUCAUGAUUUAAAAUUUUAUUUUAUAAAAUUUUGGUGAAGAAAAAUUAGAAAACGUUUAUGUAAUAAUUCAAAACUUUUGAGUGUUAUAUAUAUAUAUAUAUUAUUAAAAAUAUUUCAUGUAAAAUAUAUUUUUGAACUCGCCUCGGGCCUCCGAAAACCUUCGCACGGUACUGGCCGUGUGCUUCUGAAAAAAAACAACUGAACCACAUUGUGGACCAUGUCGUUUUUCCUCAAGCCAAUUCUAAUGGAUAGUUGAACGCAUACACAGGUAAUUUUAGGAUCCAUAUUCGUGUCGUUCCAAUCAUGCGGUGGAGGGAGACUCAUAAUUUUCCUAUGCCAGUUGUUCACAAUCAGACUUCACCAUCAUACAUAACCAAUAACAAUUCAAAAUUAUGCACGUCCUGACGUCCAAGAAACUGAGUCACCCAAGGAAGUAAAAAAUAAAUAAACCAAAUGGGUCCUCUUCAAUUUGUCAUUAAAAAUUUGAAAGUGGCUCGUUGACGUUCUCUCAACGUUCCUGCACGUCUCAUACUAGCAUCGUGUAGACAUGCCUCCACGAUUUAGUUUGAUGGAGACAGAAACAGGGAGGUAGAGCUGGAUUUAGAGAAAAACUUUGCUAUAUAAACGAACGACCCCAUUUCUUACAACACAAACCAAAACGAGAAAAACUAACCAACGUAAAGCGUUGGUAGAGAAAAGGCAAAUCACAAUGAGAUCUUCCUCUAGGAUGGGGCCUUCAGCCCAUCCCAUUUACGCUCUAGGUGUUAUCAUCAUGGCAACAAUGGUUGCAGCGUAUGAACCACUCACGUAUAGCUUGCCUCCUCUCCCAUCGUAUUCACCAUCUCCGAAAGUAGAAUACAAUACUCCUCCUCUGCCGAAUGUCUACAAUUCUCCAUCACCACCACCAUACUACUCUCCAUCGCCAAAGGUAGACUAUAAGUCUCCUCCACCACCAUAUGUCUACACUUCUCCUCCACCACCACCAUAUUAUUCACCGGCACCAAAGGCUGAGUACAAAUCUCCUCCACCACCAUAUGUCUAUAGUUCUCCACCACCACCACCAUACUACUCACCAUCUCCAAAGGUUGAGUACAAAUCUCCUCCACCACCAUAUGUUUACAGCUCUCCACCACCACCUCCUUACUACUCCCCAUCCCCAAAGGUUGACUAUAAAUCCCCUCCACCACCAUAUGUUUACAGCUCUCCACCACCACCACCAUACUACUCACCAUCUCCAAAGGUUGAGUACAAAUCUCCUCCACCACCGUAUGUUUACAGCUCUCCACCACCACCACCAUACUACUCACCAUCUCCAAAGGUUGAGUACAAAUCUCCUCCACCACCAUAUGUCUACAGCUCCCCACCACCACCACCAUACUACUCACCAUCUCCAAAGGUUGAGUACAAAUCUCCUCCACCACCGUAUGUCUACAGCUCCCCACCACCACCUCCAUACUACUCUCCAUUACCAAAGGUAGAUUACAAGUCACCUCCACCACCAUAUGUCUACAGCUCUCCACCACCACCAUACUACUCACCAUCUCCAAAGGUUGAGUACAAAUCUCCUCCACCACCAUAUGUCUACAGCUCUCCACCACCACCACCAUACUACUCACCCUCUCCUAAGGUUGAGUACAAAUCUCCUCCACCACCGUAUGUCUACAGCUCUCCACCACCACCACCAUACUAUUCCCCUUCCCCUAAGGUUGAGUACAAGUCUCCUCCACCACCGUAUGUCUACAGCUCCCCACCACCACCAUACUAUUCACCAUCUCCUAAAGUUGAAUACAAAUCUCCUCCACCACCGUACGUCUACAACUCUCCUCCACCACCACCAUAUUACUCACCAUCUCCUAAAGUAGACUAUAAGUCUCCACCACCACCAUAUGUUUACCGUUCUCCACCGCCACCAUACUACUCUCCAUCUCCUAAAGUAGACUACAAAUCUCCCCCACCACCAUAUGUCUACAGUUCCCCACCACCACCUCCAUAUUACUCACCAUCGCCAAAGGUUGAGUACAAGUCUCCUCCUCCACCAUAUGUCUACAGUUCUCCACCACCACCAUAUUAUUCACCAUCUCCUAAGGUUGUGUACAAAUCUCCUCCACCACCAUAUGUUUACAGUUCUCCUCCACCACCAUACUAUUCACCUUCUCCAAAGGUACACUACAAGUCUCCUCCACCACCAUAUGUGUACAGUUCUCCACCACCGCCACCAUAUUACUCACCAUCACCUAAGGUUGAAUACAAGUCUCCUCCUCCACCAUAUGUCUACAGUUCUCCACCACCACCAUAUUAUUCACCAUCUCCUAAGGUUGUAUACAAAUCUCCUCCACCACCAUAUGUUUACAAUUCACCUCCACCACCCUACUAUUCACCUUCUCCGAACGUACACUACAAGUCUCCUCCACCACCAUAUGUUUACAGUUCUCCACCACCACCAUACCACUCACCUUCCCCUAAAGUACACUACAAAUCUCCUCCACCACCAUAUGUCUACAGCUCUCCACCACCACCAUACUACUCACCAUCUCCUAAAGUUCACUACAAAUCACCACCACACCCACAUGUGUGUGUAUGUCCACCACCUCCUCCAUGCUAUUCCCCUUCACCAAAAAUAAUAUACAAAUCUCCUCCACCACCAUAUGUCUACAACUCUCCACCACCACCAUACUAUUCACCUUCCCCUAAGGUGUACUAUAAGUCUCCACCACCACCAUAUGUUUACAGUUCUCCACCACCACCAUACUACUCACCUUCCCCUAAGGUGUACUACAAGUCUCCUCCACCACCAUAUGUUUACAGUUCCCCACCACCACCACCAUACUACUCGCCGUCACCUAAGGUAGAAUACAAAUCUCCACCGCCACCAUAUGUUUACAGUUCUCCCCCACCACCAUACUACUCACCUUCUCCUAAGGUGUACUACAAGUCUCCUCCACCACCAUAUGUUUACAGUUCUCCACCACCACCAUAUUACUCACCUUCCCCUAAGGUGUCCUACAAGUCUCCUCCACCACCAUAUGUUUACACCUCCCCACCACCACCACCAUACUACUCACCUUCUCCUAAGGUUGAGUACAAGUCUCCUCCACCACCGUAUGUCUACAGCUCUCCACCACCACCAUACUAUUCCCCUUCCCCUAAGGUUGAGUACAAGUCUCCUCCACCACCGUAUGUCUACAGCUCCCCACCACCACCAUACUAUUCACCUUCUCCUAAAGUUGAAUACAAAUCUCCUCCACCACCGUACGUCUACAGCUCUCCUCCACCACCACCAUACUAUUCACCAUCUCCUAAGGUAGAGUACAAGUCUCCUCCACCACCAUAUGCCUACAGUUCCCCACCACCACCUUAUUAUUCUCCUUCUCCAAAAGUUGAGUACAAAUCUCCACCACCAUCACCUUCGUAUUACUGAAAACCAGUAAAUGUGUUUCUUAAAUAAAUAUCGAGUUUUAUUUGAGUUUAUGUUUCUUUUACUCAUUAUCCAAAAUGUAUGCAAUCAAUUUCAGUUUUCCUGGGAAUGUUGUUUGCAAUACCUUCAUAUGUUUUAUGUUUUCCCUUUAUUUGAUUUUUGCAACGAUCGCUUGGCGGUCUAUUUGUAACCCUUUGCAAAUUGUGUUAUGUAUUGUGUAUUCUUGACAUGGUACUUCUGGAUACCUAUAUAAUCCUAUUAACAUGAGCGUUGUGUAUGAA
Brassica rapa (field mustard) is the source of this 6563-nucleotide messenger RNA. Its product is annotated as extensin-2. Gene Ontology annotation, molecular function: structural constituent of cell wall. Gene Ontology annotation, biological process: plant-type cell wall organization. NCBI's taxonomy places the organism in Eukaryota, Viridiplantae, Streptophyta, Magnoliopsida, Brassicales, Brassicaceae. The record is from RefSeq and is a predicted model, not a curated record.